Molecule: messenger RNA, 1491 nt
Organism: Gloeophyllum trabeum ATCC 11539
Lineage: Eukaryota; Fungi; Basidiomycota; Agaricomycetes; Gloeophyllales; Gloeophyllaceae
Product: AFG1-like ATPase
Exons: 10
Coding region: 1-1491 (496 amino acids)
Biological process (GO): protein quality control for misfolded or incompletely synthesized proteins
Cellular component (GO): cytoplasm; mitochondrion
Molecular function (GO): ATP binding; ATP hydrolysis activity
Source: RefSeq, a predicted model, not a curated record
AUGAAGCCCGCCAGCCUCAGGCGAUGCCCCUACCUCACCCAGCGCCGCCUUGCCCACUCCACGCUCGUUCCCCGCCCCCGCCCCGCUCUGCGUCCUGCUAUCCUGCACCGUCGAUCCAACUCAUCUCUCGCGGGAGGCACCCAUGCCAGGCCCCAUGUCGAUGACUCCUCCUUCUAUACCCACCACCUAAUGGGCGAGAACAACUCGCGAAAUUCCCACGUUACCCCCUUACAACAAUACCACACACUCGUUCAAAAGGGUGCACUCAAGAAGGACGACCACCAGACCAGGAUCAUCCAGAAGCUGCAGAAGCUCCAUGACCAGUUGGCAAACUACGAGCCCCCUCCAGUGCCAGAGGUACAUCCGAAGGGAUCCCUACUCUCUCGCCUAUUCCGCCGGGACGACGAGCCAGAGGUGCCCGUCGCAAUCCCCCCAGAUCAAGUCCCGAAGGGCCUCUACCUCUACGGCGACGUCGGCACCGGCAAGACCAUGCUCAUGGACCUCUUCUACAACACCCUCCCCCCGAACGUCAAGCGCAAGCGCCGCGUGCACUUUCACGCCUUCAUGAUCGACGUGCACAAGCGCAUACACGCCAUGAAGGCAAAGCUCGGCGCCCACGGCGGGGACCCGAUAUUGCCCGUCGCCCAUGACUUGGCAGAGGAGGCCUCGGUGCUGUGCUUUGAUGAAUUUCAGGUCACCGAUAUCGCAGACGCCAUGAUAUUGAGGCGCCUGUUCGAGAGUCUGCUCAACUUUGGAGUAGUCUGCGUGAUCACGUCCAAUCGCCAUCCUGACGAGCUCUACAAGAACGGGAUCCAGCGGUCGAGUUUCGUCCCUUGCAUAGAGCUCCUCAAGACCCGCUUCGAUGUCACGGACCUCGAUUCCGGGACAGAUUACCGCCGCGUCCCGCGCGCGCUCUCGCACGUCUACUACCACCCGCUCACCGACUCGACGCGCAACGAGAUCAACAAGAUCUUCGCCGCGCUCACCUCCGACCCCGCCGACCCGCUCCAGCGCGACCGCGAGCUCAACAUCUGGGGGCGCACCCUCAAGGUCCCCGAGUGCACGAGCAGGGUCGCGAAGUUUCGGUUCGAGGACCUGUGUGGGAAGCCGUUGAGCGCGGCGGAUUAUUUGGAGAUUACGAAGGCGUUCGGGACGGUGUUUGUGCUGGAUGUGCCGAAGAUGGAUUUGGGGAAAAAGGAUAUGGCGCGGAGGUUUAUUACUUUUAUAGAUGCUUGUUAUGAGAGCAAAACCAAACUAUUUAUCUCGUCCGAAGUACCCAUAUACCAGGUCUUCUCCGACGACGCCUCGAAGAACAAAGAGGUCACAGAUCACAUGCGCAGCGUAAUGGACGACCUGGGUUUAUCCCCAGAUACCGUCGGCACUAGCUCGAUGUUCACGGGCGAAGAGGAGAUCUUCGCGUUCGCGCGGUGCUGCUCGCGGCUGGUGCAGAUGGGGAGCAAGGAGUGGGCGGAGACCGCCGGGGAGCGGUGA